This is a messenger RNA of Lethenteron reissneri (Far Eastern brook lamprey), 2822 nucleotides long. RefSeq names its product heat shock protein family D (Hsp60) member 1 (gene HSPD1). Lineage: Eukaryota; Metazoa; Chordata; Hyperoartia; Petromyzontiformes; Petromyzontidae. The record is from RefSeq and is a predicted model, not a curated record. Gene Ontology annotation, molecular function: ATP binding; ATP-dependent protein folding chaperone. Gene Ontology annotation, biological process: protein refolding.
UUCACCACCGCGGUGGCUGCAGAAGGAUGCUCCGUGUACCGGCUCUCGCGCGCUCCCUGCGCCCCGUGACGCGCGCCCUGGCGCCCCCCCGGGGAGCCCGCGCCUACGCCAAGGACGUCCGCUUCGGCAGCGAGGCCCGCGCCCUCAUGCUGCAGGGCGUGGACCUCCUCGCCGACGCCGUCGCCGUCACCAUGGGGCCCAAGGGCCGCACGGUCAUCAUCGAGCAGAGCUGGGGCAGCCCCAAGGUGACCAAGGAUGGCGUGACGGUGGCCAAAGCCAUCGAGCUCAAGGACCGGUUCAAGAACAUCGGCGCCAAGCUGGUGCAGGACGUCGCCAACAACACCAACGAGGAGGCCGGAGACGGCACCACCACCGCCACGGUGCUGGCGCGCGCCAUCGCCAAGGAGGGCUUCGAGAAGAUCAGCAAGGGCGCCAACCCCGUGGAGAUCCGCAGAGGAGUCAUGAUGGCCGUAGAGGCGGUGGUGGCUGAGCUGAAGAAACACUCCAAGCCUGUAACGACGCCCGAGGAGAUAGCGCAGGUGGCCACCAUCUCGGCGAACGGGGACAAGGAAAUCGGAAACCUCAUCUCGGACGCGAUGAAGAAAGUUGGGCGCAAGGGCGUCAUCACCGUCAAGGAUGGUAAAACCCUGCACGACGAGCUCGAGAUUAUCGAGGGACUGAAGUUUGACCGCGGCUACAUCUCCCCCUACUUCAUCAACUCCGCAAAGGGCCAGAAGUGCGAGUUCCAGGACGCGUUCCUGCUGAUCAGCGAGAAGAAGAUCUCAAGCGUGCAGUCCAUCGUGCCGGCGCUGGAGCUGGCCAACGCGCAGCGCAAGCCGCUCGUCAUCAUCGCCGAGGAUGUGGACGGGGAAGCGCUCAGCACCCUUGUGCUCAACCGGCUCAAGGUCGGACUCCAGGUCUGCGCCGUCAAGGCCCCGGGCUUCGGGGACAACCGCAAGAACACUCUCAAGGACCUGGCGGUGGCGACCGGCGGCACCGUGUUUGGCGACGAAGCGCUGUCCGUGAACGUGGAGGACGUGCAGCUGCAUGACUUUGGGCGCGUGGGCGAGGUGACCAUCACCAAGGACGACACGAUGGUGCUCAAGGGCAAGGGCGAGCGCGCCGCCAUCGAGAAGCGCAUCGAGGAGAUCGUGGAGCAGCUGGAGGCCACGACCAGCGACUACGAGAAGGAGAAGCUCAACGAGCGGCUCGCCAAGCUCUCCGAUGGCGUCGCCGUGCUCAAGGUGGGCGGCACGAGCGACGUGGAGGUGAACGAGAAGAAGGACCGCGUGACGGACGCGCUGAACGCGACGCGCGCCGCCGUGGAGGAGGGCAUCGUGCUGGGCGGGGGCUGCGCGCUACUGCGCUGCCUCCCCGCGCUCGACGCCGUCGCCGCUGCCAACAGCGACCAGAAGAUCGGCAUUGAGAUAAUCCGCAACGCGCUGCGCGUGCCGGCGAUGACGAUCGCGCGCAACGCGGGCGUGGAGGGCUCCCUCGUCGUGGAGAAGAUCCUGCAGUCGUCCAACGACAUCGGCUACGACGCCAUGACGGGCGAGUUCGUCAACAUGGUGGAGAAGGGCAUCAUCGACCCCACCAAGGUGGUGAGGACGGCGCUGGUGGACGCGGCCGGCGUGGCGUCGCUGCUCGCCACGGCCGAAGCGGUCGUCACGGAGAUCCCCAAGGAGGAGAAGGCGGCCGGGAUGGGGGGCGGCGGCGGCAUGGGGGGCAUGGGCGGCAUGGGCGGUGGAGACAUGUUCUGAGCGCGGCGCGGUGACCCGACGAUCGACCCGAGGCGAACGACACCGGCGGCGGCGACGACGACGACGACGACGACGACAGCGGCUCGCUCGAGACGUGUGGACACGCGGAGCGGCGGCACCGCGCCCUCUCCGCUCGUCCCCCUCUCGCGACCCCAACAGCCAAACUGUGAACACAAACAUUCGCCCGCUCUCCCCUUUUCUAAUAAAACCCCGAAUUCAAAAAUGUACGCGGCUUGCUCCCAGCUCUCUCUCGCACGCACACACACACGCGCACACACACGUGCGCACACGUGCGCACACACACGCACAGACGUGCACUCUCGCACGCGCGCACGCACACACGUGCACUCUCGCACGUGCACACACCCUGUGUUCACCUCUUGCCGUAGUGCCCACCGCGUGCCAAGGGGAAAGCGCUCCAACCAAUCUGUGCAUUAGACGGUGAGCGCCCCGCGUGUGCUGUGGCUUGAGCCGCGAAGCCGCGGUGACGCCACGACGAUCGCGCUCGCCGAGCAGAGAUGCCCGCAAGCUGCUGAAGUCGGCGCCAUGCGUGACCCCCGUGCGUGACCCCCUGACUCCCGUGCGUGACCCCCGGGCCCCUGCAUAAACCAAAUUGGUCGGCGUUGAGCGUGGGUUUAGACAGCCGUGGUGGUGUGUUGUUCACAGGUGAAUGCGGGCGUCGAGCCUGGUAACAACAUCGGCAUCGCCUGUUUACACCAAACUGCUGCUCACGCCGCGUUUAGAUGGCUGCUGUUUAAACCAGCUUCACGAGUGUAAAGUUCCGGGGGUGGAGCGGGCGGGGUUUGUCCACCAGGCGUUGAAAGUGUCAAGCCGGGUGUCGGAAAUGUUUGUGUCGUGGUCGUAGGUUGUGUUCUCAUCGUGUCGCCGUGUUCGCGUAUUGUGUAGUUAACGUCCUUGUGGCUUGCGAUGGUGGUGGUGGUGACGAUGGCGGGCGCGGCGCCCGGGCGAACUGAAGCAGGCACUGGGCCGGUCGCGCGUUUGAACUUUUGUACGAAAAACAGCAAGGAAAAAUAAACGUGGAGUUGUGAUCGCACCUGCUGA